CAUACACACACACACACACACACACGCACACACACUGCUAGAGCACAGCAGAGAAGAGUGUAGGAGAGAGCAGAUGGAGUCUAGCUGCAUGCAUGCCUGCUGUACUGAGCUGGACUGAGACACACGCUUACUCACAACAAAGGCCACGACUGUCUGGGUGCUGUUGUCUCUAGACUCACUGGUGUGCUCCACUGAAUACAGACUGUGAAGAAGCUGAAAAGGCUGUGUGUUUGGAACAGAGCCAAUGACCAGGAGGCUAAACUGAAGGAGAAUAAGGCCACAGAGAAUUUAUUAAAAUGGGGGCCAGUUUCCCGGAGCCUCUCUCUGAAUUAUGGUGGCUCAUACUGCAGCCAUGCCGGACGUGAAGGCCACUCCACCAUGUGACUACCCCUCAGCGGGCUGCUCCCCCGGCCAAGGCCACGGCCUCGCGGGCUACACCUGCACCACUGGUCUCACCAUGGAUCUGGAGCCCUGCCUCAGCCUCAAUGACUUCCCCCUGCCCCAACCCCUCUCUGGCUUCAGAGGCCACAGCGUACCCCCCUACCCGCCCUUCCCUGGCCAGUGCCCCUUCAUACCACGGUCUAACAGCAGUGCAUUACUCACUAACCUGGGGCUCCGGUACUGCUCCACCAACAGUGUGCAGCACCCACCCAGGGGUCCUGACUCUGGGCUGGAGUUAGGGUCAGGGUCAGGCCUGGGGCUGGACCCAGGGCCCUGUUGGAACAUGAACAAAGGCUGUGGAACUAGACUCUACCGCAGCAUGGAGAACUUGAACUGGAGUAAUUCUGUGUCUGAACCAGGCCUCUACUGUUCCCCUUAUUGUGCCCCCUACAGAGGCAGUGUGGACAGUGGGUUCAUCUUCCGCUGCACUGCCACCAGCCACUGGUACGAUGGGCCCUCGGAGGGGACAGGGCCCCAGGGCUACGGUCCUGAGAGCCUGCCGUUCUACCCCCACCCCCACCCCCGCCUGGGGAGGGGUCUGGGAGGGUUGGGGAGGAAGGAGCUGCCCCUCUUCCCCCAGUGGCUGUUCCCCGGCACAGAUGAUUGGGGGGUGAACACUACCACCAAUGGCAGGAAAGGGCUAAGGGAGAAGCUCCGCCUCCAAAGCGCCAGAUCGGCAGCAGAACCCCUGAAGCCUCUUCGACCUCAGGUAACCCCAGGCAGUACCACUCCCAUCCUGAGUGGGUGCUCAGAGAGGGACUCAUCCCCCCACCAGAGGUACGUUGGGAGACCUCUGUAUGUCCGGCACCUCACCAGCCCUGAGGAAAUCAAGCAGGAGGUUCUGAGACGCCUUCAGCUCCGCCGGCAGAACAGCACCCCAAACCUGGCCCUCCAUGCCUCCCUGGAGACCCCUCAAACCCCAGACAUGGCCAUGUCCUUCACCACCGAGUCCAUCUCUGUCACUGGAAGUAGUGCUGAGCUCAUAGCCGAGCGUAAGAGGCCCCCUAUGGGCCGCCUGCACAUCCCUACCUUCAAGGAGUUUAAGAGGAUGAGACAGAGAGAGGGAGAGAGUGGACAGACAGAGAGCAGGAGUAAUGCUACUACAGUAAUAACUAUAGACCAACCGCCAGAGACUGGUACAGGCAGCCAGAGCCCAGGGACAGGCAGCCAGAGCCCAGGGACAGGCAGCCAGAGCCCAGGGACAGGCAGCCAGAGCCCAAGGACAGGCAGCCAGAGCCCAGGGACAGGCAGCCAGAGCCCAAGGACAGGCAUAGACUGUAAGACUCAGACAGCCCCAUUGGGACGGCGAGACUCUCAGUCCUCUCAGGAGGAGGAGAGGGAGAGCGAAGAGAGGAGAGGCAGUGAAAGGGAGGAGAGGGGGAGCGAGGAGAGGAGAGGUAGCGGAGAGAGGGAGGAGAGGGGGAGCGGGGAGAGGAGAGGUAGCGGAGAGAGGGAGGAGAGGGGGAGCGAGGAGAGGAGAGGCAGUGGAGAGACUCCCACAGCCAGCACUUUGCACUCAUCCUCUCCCAUCUUCACUGGCCCUACUCCCCAGCUAAAAGCCAGCAUUCAGACUACAGUCUCUAACAAAGCUAUAUGCACAGGCCCUACUCCCCGCUCUCCCCUCCAGCCCUCCAGUAAGACCCAGGGGAAGGGGACCAUGUAUCAUACCCAGGCCCAGGACAGAAAGCCUAAUGUGGGGCUCAGUGUGCCUUGGGCCUCCCAGGUCCCCUUCCCUCCUCCUCACAAGGAGAAUGCAGAGGGCCCCUCCAGCUGCUGCCCAGCCCUGCUCUUGGACAGGACUGACCUCUCCAGCUAUGGAGCCAAGAUCUACAAGAUGAAGGAUGGGUUCAUCGGCUCCGCCCUGGACCUCAUCAAGAAGAGCUGCAGUGCAGAGAUUGCAGCGGCAGAGGCCCCCGUCAGGCUGUCAGGUGACCAGGACGACAGCGCUAACAUCGCUCCCCCACCAGAUUUUCAAUCCUCCACCGUCUCCAUGACAACCGCGACGGCCUGUGGAGAGGAGGCUUGCGACAAGCCUGCAGCAGGAGGAGGAGAAGAACUAACUGCAGAAUGCCACUCUGGCCUGGGCUGCAGGCGCUCCAGCUCGGACGCAGCCUAUGAACCGGCCGAAUCGGUGAGGGCCCAGCGCGAGUGCCGCCUCCGGCCCCACUACAGCGACCCCAUGCCGGCCGACGCCGCCAAGCGCAAACAGCUGGAGAUGAAAAUUGCUGCCGCUGCACGCCUCCACAGCCAGCGACGGGACAGGGACAGCGCUCCUGCCUCGGUGCGGGUCCGUUCUGAACCCCGCGGUGAAGAGCAUCUAGGGAGUCUGGGUGUGACGCGUGGUGGACAGCACCGCUGGAGCACCGUGAGCAGCCUAAGUGCCGACAGUGGCGUGGUGGGUCUUUGUGACGACCGCGAUGAUGACGAUGAACCCCGGAGAGUACACCAUAGUGGAGGGGCCGAGGUGGGAAGGGUGGACAGCGGGAUUGGACCCUGCCUGGCCCGCGUCUGGAAGAGACCUUCUGCCUCUCUCAGGGCCUGGGAGGCCCAGAGACCCUGCCCAGACUGUGGCCAGAGAGACGGGCACGGGGUGGCCCGGACAGAGGGUGAGGGGACCGGUAUGUGUGAGCGCUGCACCAAGCUGAGGACGGAGAGGAAGGAAGCCAUCUUAGAGUUCCUGAACACGGAGUCAAGUUAUGGGGAGGACCUAAGAAUAAUCAAGGAGGAGUUCUACUGUCCCAUGCAGAGCGCCGGGCUGCUGACCCCAGAACAGCUGACCGUGGUGUUCAGCAAUGUUCAGGAGCUCAUAGACGUCAAUGAACGCUUCACUGAACACCUGCAGGAAAGCAUCGACCAGGCCUUCGACCAGGGAGAUGAGGACCUGCUAACAGUGUGCAUUGGAGAGAUGUUCCUGGAGUUUGUCAACAUGCUGCCAGCCUUCCAGACUUACUGCCUGCAGCAGUCCACCUCUGUCAACAUGCUCAACACCUUGGAGAAGGAGAAAGAACUUCUGAGGAUCUUCCUGGACGUGUCCCAGAAUGACAACACAGCCCUGCGGCGUAUGAACCUGCGCUCUUUCCUCAUGGCUCCCCUUCAGAGGGUCACCAAGUACCCCCUCCUCCUGAGCCGCAUCAGCAAGGUCACCAUGGAGUGCCACCCCGACCAUGGCCGUCUCCGAGAGGCCAAGAGCCGCGUGGAGUCUCACCUGGAGCACAUCAACAUGAAGACCAAGCAGGAAGGAACCCUGACCUGGACUCUGCGUUCCUUUCGCCGCGACAGCCGCAAAAACCGCGAGGUCAUUAACAUCGAGAUGCGGGAGAUGUCCAUGAAGACUGUGGGCUGGGCCAGGGAGAACACGCGCUUCGUCAUGGAGGGGCCCCUGCAGCUCUCCCAGCCUGCAGACGGACAGUGGGUGAAGAAGGGCAGUAAAGGCCUCAAGUUCCAGAACAUCCAGAGUCUGUUGAUGGUGCAUACGCAGCGGCCUGGAGAGGGUCUGUCUCAGACGGACGGCGAGGCCAAGGUGGAGCAGCAGGAGCACGGCGUGUGGGACGGUGUGCUGGUGCUCAUCAAAGACAAGAGCAGUGGGAAGUUCACCGUGCUCAGAGAACCCAUCCACCUGGCCAACUGUGUGGUGUCGGGCGACCCUGACUGCGAGGACACCUUUGAGGUGCUGGACAUACGUAAGGAGGCCUUUGUUUUUAGGGCCUCAGAUAAACCCCGGACGCAGCAGUGGUUCCGGCAAAUCAAGAGGUAUACCCGUGACCUGGGGCUGUGGAGGAAGAGGCGUAACGCACUCCCCAAUAUUAUGAUGAACACAAACCAGGGCAGGUCCUGAGACUGAGGGACACCGUUUCCCUGGCUGGAUACCAGUGUAAAUAGAUGUACUACUACUGCAAAAAGAAUUGACCAUGCUUCUGGAUGGUGGAGCGAUUUGUUUCUGAGGUUUUAGGGUGGGAUUUGUGAGGUUCCAUGUUAUGAUGAGGAUAGCACUUUUUUCUAAGAAAAACUGCAAGUGCACCAUACUGUAACGAAACGUAUGAAGGUAUAGUUUUUAGCUUCUGUCUAAAAAUGAUCAGCCACUUGCAUGACCAAAAAAGGAGACUUGGUUGGGAACACUGCUGGCCUUGGUUGUCAAAACUGUUUGCUCUUGAAGAAAGAGAUGUUUUCAGUAUACUGACUAACUGGUGUCUGUGUUGAAAAGCAUGGUUGAAGUUGAUGAUUGAAAAACAUGACUCUGUAAUGCUAAUGGAAAUGCACAAAUUAGUGAAAAACUACUGUUAAAUUAUACAAUGGGGACUUGGACUACAGCUUAGUAAAAAAAGACAGGAACUUUUAUUUUACCUGGCUAAGGUAAGUCAAAAUCACUAGCCUCUUCCCACCUUUCUUUUGCCCUCUGUGUCAGAAGCAAUGUCCACUGCCAGCAGAGAUCCGAGAAAUGGCAUCCAUAGUAGGAAGUCCGUCAGUGACGGAUGGAUGCUGUGCAGACAGUGUCUGUCAGACAGUUUAAACCAAGGGUUGUGGACAUACUUGUAUCAGAGGAGGCUGGUGGGAGGAGCUAUAGGAGAACGGGCUCAUUGUAAGCACUUAAAUGGAAUGAAUGGAACGGAGUCAAACGUGGUUUCCAUGUUUGAUGUGUUUGAUACCAUUCCAUGUAUUCUAGCCAUUACAAUGAGCCUGUCCUCCUAUAGUGCCCCCCACCAGCCUCCACUGAUUUGUAUCACUGUGCUGGGUGGGCUCAAGUCACAAAGAAGCAAUAAAUUGUGCAAUUUUAGCUAUUUAUUUUAGUUUCUCCACAUCUGGUCAGACUUUGUAAUUAUGGGAAAUCGAGAGCUUAUUAUCCCACCUAUGACUGGAAGUGAUGUUAUUGGCACAGAUGAGCUACAGAGGUUCGGCCCUAGAAGAAUGUGCACUUGAACUUCAAGCCUAGGCCUGGUUUGGCCACUACCAGUAUUGUCAACUGUUUAUUCAAACUCUCAAAGCCUUUAUACCUGUACUUGAAUGUGGUAGUACAGCAUGGCCAAAGUGGAGGUGGAAAGGCCUCAAACACAGAUCAACCUGGACCAUGAGUUUAGUAGCUAAAGCUGACACAGUAGCGCCAGUCUAAUGUCUUCACAGUGUGCUGUUCCAUGACAAUCAGAUGGGGAAAUUGUGAGCUUUUGUUCCUUGGGUUUUUAUUUCACUCUAAAUUAACAAAAGCAUUUCUUCUGUUGCCAGUCACAGUAAUGUUGAUAAAACUAUGAGUAUCUGGAAAUGGUCAUCAAGUCAGACCGCCCUCUUCCCCGAGGUAUCAGCAGAAAGAGACUUAAAAAGCCUGCUUACAUAGCCUGGUUAUACCAGUGUGAACACUACAUUCACCAAUCUGAAAUUUAGUGAAAUCUUUUUGGAUGACAGAAUUUACAGGCAGUUCUGAUCCCUCCAUCGGCUGCUAGUGUUCCUACAUUAUGUCAUAGAUUACCUGUGCCCUUACCUCAAGUGUGACUUCCCUUCUCCUAAAAUCUGUUUUUGUGUCUGAUGUUUCUGAAUCUGAAGGCACUUUAUAAUUAAGACUACAAAGUAGAUCCAUAUUAAGGUGCGACUGUCACUCUUCAACAAUGCUAUCUGCCAAUCAUGAUUUCAAAAGCUUUAUUCUGUCGGUUGUGUUGUUUAUUCACAGAACUCUUUAAGUUCGGGAAACAUAUAGGACCACAGCUGACUACAUACAGCAGGUCAAGGCAAUACUUCUUAUCAAACAAAUCUAACCUCCAUAUACUGUUUAGUCUGAUUGUGUUUAGUCCAGGAGUAGCAUAGGUUAAGGGAGGUAGUGAAUCACUGUUUUUGGACAGAGAAUGAUGUACGGAGUGGACUACUGCCUGUCUCUUACUGUUCAUCACCUUCCAAUGGCGCUAGCACUGUUAGAAUCAUAGAAUUAGAAUAUCAUUCUAUUUGUAUUGUUUGAAUUCUUUCAGCUUCCAUCUUGUUCCACUAAAUGAUUACUACCGUAUAUGGGAAGACCGAUGCUGUGUAAACAUUUUGAAAAUAUCCGAGACCUGCUGGACUGUCAAAUGUUUUUCCUCUGCAUUUUAGACCUGUGAUAUUUCCUUUAUGUAAGAUUUUGUGAAUUAUAUUAAAAAAUGACAUGUUAAAUACA
Molecule: messenger RNA, 6568 nt
Organism: Oncorhynchus keta (chum salmon)
Lineage: Eukaryota; Metazoa; Chordata; Actinopteri; Salmoniformes; Salmonidae
Product: rho guanine nucleotide exchange factor 17-like
Exons: 9
Coding region: 332-4276 (1314 amino acids)
Biological process (GO): positive regulation of Rho protein signal transduction
Molecular function (GO): guanyl-nucleotide exchange factor activity
Source: RefSeq, a predicted model, not a curated record